AUGGUUACCGCGGAAGCGUCUUUGGGCCAUGACAUGGCACACGUCGAGGCCGUCCACCAGGUACUCGUACUCAGUCGACUAGCCAGCCUCCAGCGGAAGCAUGACUGGGGGCGGGAGGCGAGAGGCGGGCGCAGCCUGCCCCGGCAUCGAAGAAUUCCGUACGAAGAUGUAAGCCAAAGCGGAGAGUGCUGUCAGGGAUCAGCUGCGGCCAGACGCUGA
Messenger RNA from Purpureocillium lilacinum, 219 nucleotides. The record is from RefSeq and is a predicted model, not a curated record. Lineage: Eukaryota; Fungi; Ascomycota; Sordariomycetes; Hypocreales; Ophiocordycipitaceae.